GAGUAUGAACAGAUUAAUGUAAUUACAGAAAACAAAGAAUAAAAGAGUAAGAAUUCAUGAUUUGGAUUUACAGUGGCCCCAAAAGUAUCAAAUUUUCGGUGAUUGGGAUUUGAGAACAAGUGGUGGCAGUGCGACAGAGGAGGAGAGACAGGACUCGACUUCUUCGAAGCGCACACACAUAAAGAAAAAUAAAUAAAAUAAAUAAAUAAAUAAUGUUAUUAUUGAGCCCUUUAAGCUAAAAUAUAAAAAUUUGUGCAAGAAAUUAAAGUUUAGAAUAGACAUCCAUGGUGAGAGAUGGUGAUAUAUAUGGAUUGACUUCCAACUUGAAAACCCCUUUUUUUUAUCAAUUUGCAUCUAGGGCUCUCUUUAAUCUGUUUUAAUAUCUCCCAAUUUGGUACUUGCAAAUUCUAAACUUAAAAUGGACCCCGACGAGAGGCUAUGUGCAACUACAUGGGCAAAGUCCUCAUCGGGCCAUGAAUCACUCAACACGCAUUCAAAUAACCGAUCUUUAACAGAUUUUGAUAGACAGCAGCAGAAGUGGGAAGAAUCCUCGUUCCAUGGCUACGGAGUAAGGACCUCUGACCAACAAUUUUCUGGUUUCAAACGACCAUUUGCAUCCAACGUUGAUAGCCAGAGGCAAAUGAACGAUCUUCAUGGUAAGCAGAUACCCGAGGCUCAUGAGUUGGAUAAUAUGCAAAACUGGGAUCCUAGGGCUAUGCUGAACAAUCUCUCGUUUUUGGAGAACAAGAUUCAUCAGCUGCAGGAUUUGGUGCAUUUAGUUGUCGGGCGCAGAGGCCAAGCUAUGAGCCAAGCUGACGAGAUCUUGGUUCAGCAACAGCAGCUUAUCACGGCUGAUCUCACCUCGAUUAUAGUUCAACUGAUAUCUACUGCAGGGAGCCUUCUACCGUCUGUGAAGAACUCCGAGAAUUUGACUAGCCAGCUCGGGCAAUUCAGUGGAACAGCGAGUCAAUCAGCAGGAGUCUUGGAUAAUGUUGUUCAUAACAAUGCGAACAAGAUGGAAGAUCAACACGAUCCAACGGGCGUUUUUGAGGAUCAUGAUAUGAAAAGCGAUGAUGAUGCUGAAGAAGGAGAGAAUCUCCCUCCCGGCUCGUAUGAAAUUCUGCAGCUCGAGAAGGAGGAGAUUCUCGCACCUCACACCCAUUUCUGCACUAUCUGCGGAAAGGGAUUCAAGAGGGACGCCAAUCUACGGAUGCACAUGAGAGGCCAUGGCGACGAGUACAAGACUCCAGCUGCUCUCGCUAAGCCCCACAAGGAAUCGAGCACCGAACCAAUCCUGAUCAAGAGGUAUUCCUGCCCUUACGUUGGCUGCAAGCGUAACAAGGAUCAUAAGAAGUUUCAGCCUCUAAAGACGAUCUUGUGUGUGAAGAACCACUACAAGAGGACCCACUGCGACAAGAACUACACCUGCAGCCGCUGCAACACGAAGAAAUUCUCGGUCAUUGCGGAUCUGAAAACGCACGAGAAGCAUUGUGGGAGAGACAAGUGGCUUUGCUCUUGUGGCACGACCUUCUCUAGGAAGGAUAAGCUUUUCGGCCACAUUGCUCUCUUUCAAGGCCACACCCCAGCUAUCCCUCUCGAAGGGGCUGGGCCGUCUGAUCAAGGACAAAGCAGCGUUGAAGCAGCAAACAAAGUCGAACAACUGGACUUCAACUACAAGUUAGACGAUCCUAGAAGAAGUGUGUUGCAAAGUAUAAUGGAGGUUGAAGGACCUGGAGAGGAGGAUCCAGCAAGCUAUUUCUCGCCUUUAGGUUUUGAUACGAGUAACAUGGCCGGAUUUCAAGAAUUCCCUCGACCUCUAUUUGAGGAUACAGAGAGCCCCUUCUCGUUCCUUCUUUCUGCUUCCUGUGACUACCCUCCCAAGAACGAAAGGUAUGCCGCUCCAAAUGAUCUGGAAUAAGGCAUUAUCGUUCGUUGUUAACGUAGCUUUGAGUACUGUGUAUCCCAUGUAUUAGUUCUUGACAUCAAAUAAAUAUUUCUGUAGAAUCUUUUCCAAUUUCCAUGGUGAUCUACCAUUGUUGCUGUCUCUUUUCAUCAAUGAAAUAGCAUUUAUAUUCAUCA
Messenger RNA from Salvia miltiorrhiza (redroot sage), 2079 nucleotides. RefSeq names its product protein SENSITIVE TO PROTON RHIZOTOXICITY 1-like. NCBI's taxonomy places the organism in Eukaryota, Viridiplantae, Streptophyta, Magnoliopsida, Lamiales, Lamiaceae. Bases 419 to 1918 code for a protein of 499 amino acids. Gene Ontology annotation, biological process: response to acidic pH; response to aluminum ion. The record is from RefSeq and is a predicted model, not a curated record. The transcript has 2 exons.